UUGCUCCGCUUUGUGUUGUCCCGACGGUUGCUAACCAGGCAGCGCUACCAUCACUAAGGAAGCACCUCCACGACGGAGAGGUAAGAGGGAAAGCAGAAAGCUCAAUGAGUGGUCAGAUCUGUUUCUCUCUCCGUCAUCUGUGCUUUUAAAAUCAUUUAAAAGCCGAGUGUUUUGGCGGAAAUAGUCCAGAAGACCUCCCUUUAAAGGUAAUACGAUCUUGUUGAGUAAGAACGCCAUGGAACUAUCGCAAGAGCGCGAUUCCUUGAUGAAUGGAGUAAAUACGCUUAAAGCUGACAUUCGGGAAAUUCUGCAGUCUGGAAACUUUUACUGUACUGAAGAAAUUGCCCGAGAACUGACUGCUAUCGAUAAUGGACUAGAACAUCUUAAGCUGGACAACCGACUGCUGCUUUCCGAUGAACGGAACGGCUCUUUCCGAUCAUCCGAAGCGCAAGCGUCUGUAGCUGGUGCCACUCAGAUGCUAGCCAAAGCAGCUUCACACAUGUUUGACAUCAAGACUAGGAUGGGAGGCAAAAUCUUGCACGAGAAGCAAGAGAAUGAACUGCGUGAACUUCAUCAAUGGGCAAUGACCACUCUACAUCAGAUACAGCAGGACAUGGCACCAUAUGCAUUUGAUGCAAAUGCUCGCAUCAAGCACUUUGGCGACCAAAUUGGUGUGACUGAUCGUUACACUGGAUACCGAAGCAAUCUGACUCGAGGCUCACGGGAACCAGUCAAGAUGGAUACUUACUGGAUGGAUAAGAAGAGUUUGACUGGCUUUAUGAACCCUGUGUCCCGUUCUCACACUUCCAUUGGCUUUUCCACACGUGAACAGACAUUCAACAGGCCAGUCUUUGAGCAGGUUUGCUUUGGCAGUGUUGAGCCACAGAACAUUGGGCUUCUCAGAAAUGAGAUACGCUAUUCCAAUGAUAGACCUCCUAUGAACAUCACAAAAGGGUACCGUACAAUAGACAGUUUGUACCCACGCAGCACCACGAUAGAAGUUCCAGGAACCCGUGUUGCAGGUGCCCCCAACUUUAGUGGAAAUUAUUAUGACCUGUGCGCUCUUAAUAGCAGAAAUGCCACAUACACAGGUCCACAAAAACAUGAGGCAGCCACAUCAUAUUCCAGUGCCAGAAACCUGUCUGUCCAUGAGCAGGCUGGCAUCAAUACCACAUUUCCUGGGAAAACAGAGUACACAACACGCUACACCUUGCCUGAUGAAUCCAAGAGCUAUGAUUUUGUCAUCAACCCCACACCCAACCUCCACAUCUAUGGCCGACCCUUAGGGUCGAGUCGCUUUUAUCCUCCUACUACAGAAUACCAAUGCCGAUUUGAAUGGCCUGAUGGAGAGAAAAUUUGUAAACUACCAUGGCUGCGGAAAUAAGGUUGUGAAGUAACGGUGGAAGACUUAAAAGCAAAAGAUCUGAACUUAUGUCAGGCGAGAAAGAAACAUAUAUGUGUGCCAUGUUUUGCUUACCAAAAAAAAAGGAAAGAAAGAAAAAGAAAAAAAAUUAUAUCUGCUCAUGCUAAGUAUCAAAUCUAAGAAAUCUUUAUGGAGUGAUUUGGUAUUUAUAGAGACAAUAAGUUUCCUAGCAUAAGUAGAAAGAGAUAUUUUAUUCUUAAAUCUUUCUUUUAGACUUCUGUUUUAAUAAAGACUUUAAAUUGGAAAAACGAUCUCAUUAACCCCUACAAGGCAAAGUUUAAAAUUAUGUUAUGUGACAUGCAGUGACCACAUACAUUGUCUACUAGAACAUUCAUCAGUUUGUGCAAAUAACUAAUGAGCGGGAGGGAAGAUGUGAAUAUGCACAAGGACACAGGGAGGAAACUCUUCUUAGGUGGUUCAUCUGCCAAAGAGAAAAGAGCGAUUUUUCUGCGUAAAGAUUUUGCACUGACGGUCGUAAUACAAAAGUAAUUGCCUUUGCUUUCUUGACAGAAUGUGGGAGAAGUCUCACAUUGCUGAUUGCAGAAAAGUGAGUUUCUUUUUUUACCUUGAAUACCCUGUCCUCACAGAGAUGGAGAGGAGACCAUGCUCAGCCACAUAGAUUAACAAAACCAAGUUGGCAGAAAAUGUUUAGUUUGUCAUCAACCUGGAGAUUUUCCCAGGUAAAAUGGUUCUCAUAGUCAUAAAUUCUGAGUGAGAAAUAUAUAAUUUUUAUUUACCUUUUUGAGUCUGUAAAAAUGAAACUCUUGUGUAAAUGUUAUUAAUAUUUAUGACCUUGAAAAAAAAUUUGAUCUGACAUAUCUACUACAGUUAAUAAAAUUCUAGGGGAAAACAUGG
Molecule: messenger RNA, 2278 nt
Organism: Pomacea canaliculata
Lineage: Eukaryota; Metazoa; Mollusca; Gastropoda; Architaenioglossa; Ampullariidae
Exons: 5
Coding region: 236-1384 (382 amino acids)
Source: RefSeq, a predicted model, not a curated record